Messenger RNA from Debaryomyces hansenii CBS767, 876 nucleotides. RefSeq names its product DEHA2F00990p. Gene Ontology annotation, cellular component: intracellular anatomical structure. The transcript has a single exon. NCBI's taxonomy places the organism in Eukaryota, Fungi, Ascomycota, Pichiomycetes, Serinales, Debaryomycetaceae. Gene Ontology annotation, molecular function: oxidoreductase activity, acting on NAD(P)H, oxygen as acceptor. The record is from RefSeq and is a predicted model, not a curated record. Bases 1 to 876 code for a protein of 291 amino acids.
AUGACGGUCAAAGCAUUUGAUGAUAACGUAUCAGAUACUCACUACUUGUUGGAUACUCCAAGAUCUUUACCCACGCGAGAUCCACAAUUGAAUAAUCAUGUCAUUGAUCUUUUCAAUUUGAAAGGAAAAGUUGCAGUUGUCACAGGCGGUGGACAAGGUAUCGGCUAUGCUAUAUGUGAAGCAUAUGCACAAGCUGGAGCAGAAGUUGCUAUAUGGGAUAUUAGUGACACCUCUACAGUUGCCACGAAGUUAGAAAAACUUUAUGGAGUUAAACUGCGUUCAUAUGUAUGCGAUGUCACUGAUUCAAAGAGAGUUGAACAAACUGUUAACAACAUCGUUGAAGAUUUCGGUGAUAUUGACAUUUUUGUCGCUAAUGCUGGUAUAAACAUUCCGGUGGGUACCAUAAUUAAUGAAGAAAAUUCUAAUGAUAAAAACUGGCUUAAGGUCAUGGACAUAAACUUGAAUGGUGUAUACUAUUGUGCCAAAAAUGUUGGUAAGGUUUUCUCUAGAAAACCUGAGGGCAGAAAAGGAUCAAUGAUUAUUACCGGUUCUAUGUCGGGGCAUAUCAUCAAUACUCCGGUUCAUCAAGCCGCAUACAAUGCAUCCAAGGCAUCCGUUAUUCAUUUCGCUAAAUCAUUGGCUAUUGAAUUUGUUGAUUUCGCUAGAGUCAACAGCAUCAGCCCUGGCUAUGUUAACUCGGGUAUCAAUGACCAUUUGCCAAGCAACACUAGAAAACGUUGGUGGUCGACUAUCCCGAUGGGAAGAGAAGGCUUACCACGAGAGUUGGUUGGUGCAUAUUUGUACUUAGCAUCUGAUGCAAGUACCUAUACCACUGCUGCUGAUAUUAUUGUAGAUGGAGGCUGGUGUGCUGUUUAA